CGAACAUUUUCCUUCUAACUAGAUUUAUUUCUGUGCUCUAGUGAAUUGAAAACUCUAAUAUGACUCGAGUGAAGUAGGUAAUUGAUUCUAGUGACUCAAUUCACAAAUCCUUCUCGAGUCGCAUCACUUUUAAAUUAACUAAUUUAAAAUAAAUAACUCAAACUUAAAAUGAAAUGUCAAAUUUAUACAACUUUUCUGACAGAUAAUGCUCAGCAGAUGACAUGAUGAGGAUUUCAACGAUACCACCUAGGAAACGAUACUUUGAAAAUGGCAAGUCGGCAAAAUGCCACGGGCCCCCAACUGGAAAGGGCCCCCGGUCAGAGGAGACUCCUUACUCCUGACAUUUAUUAUUACGCAAUUAGAAAAAAAAUGAAUAUCCGUUGCCACGGGCUUCAAACGGUAUAGUUAAGGCACUGACCAUCGUCAUCAUUCUAUAAAUUUUUAGAGUAGAUUUGAUGCUAUUGAUAUAGCUAUUAUCUGUUUAAUGAAGAAUGAGAAGUAGGUAGACAUAAAAAGUGAUGCAUAUAGAAAGUAUUUAGUAUGUACUUAGUUAGGUAUUCCUUCAAAAUUAUGCUGGUGGUGCCCCCUCUAGAUAGAUCUCCAACUACAUAAAAUUAGUAAGGGAAUGCUUUGUCAUACAGGGACAAGAACGCUGCGCCUGUGGCACUUCGUCAUAAGAUAGAUUUUAGACAAGGCUGUAUGGGCUUAGUACCCUUUGCCUUCCCCCCCUAAUGGAAUGGGAAAAUUGCAAAAAAAAUCUGCUAUUUAUUAUGUGUGUGUUCUCUCUCUGUUUGCAAUAGAAGUCGUUUGUACGCCGGUGUUAGUUGUAAUUUCACUUAGGUUUUAUCUUUAUGUGAGUAAUGAAUAUCGCGACAGAAAUUUAUUAGUAUACAUAAGUAUAAAAAAAAAUUUUUGCCUAUAAAUUUAUUUAUACAAUGGAAAAUGCAAUGGAGAUACAAACUGCAGAGGGGAACCUUUUGGAACAGCCGAAAGAAAUGAAUAUGCCCAAUCGCAAUCCUCUAAUAAAAAUGCGUACAUAUGUAUUAGCCCUACGACCAUGGUCUUUGAGCGCCAGCCUGCUGCCGACGUUGCUUGGUGCCGCACUUGCUUAUCGUCUGCCCGGCGAUAGCGGCUUUAGUUGGGCCACAUUGAUGCUGACGUUGUGCACUGUGGUACCUGUCCAUGGAGCUGGAAACGUUGUCAAUACAUACUUCGAUUUUGUCAAGGGUAUAGACAACCGUAAAUCCGAUGAUCGAACUUUGGUAGAUCACAUCUUGACAAUUGAUGAAGUGGUAUCUUUGGGGGCAAUUCUGUAUCUAGCUGGAUGUGUUUGUUUUGUCCCCCUUGUAAUACUUUCACCUGCUAGAAUGGAGCAUCUAGCUUUGGUUUACUUUGGGGGACUAUCCUCAUCAUUUCUUUAUACAGGAGGUAUUGGAUUGAAAUACAUAGCCCUAGGUGAUAUAUUAGUUUUAGUCAUAUUUGGCCCUGUGUCUGUAGUGUUUGCAUUUUUAGCUCAAACUGGUAGAGUAGACUGGCCUAUAAUUUAUUAUGCUGUACCUCUUGCUUUAAACACUGAGGCUAUUUUACAUAGUAAUAAUACUAGAGAUCUCGAAACUGAUAGUAAGGCUGAAAUUGUUACUUUAGCAAUACUAAUUGGGAGAACAGCUUCUUAUUUGCUGUAUGCAUUUUUACUGUUCACUCCAUAUAUAAUGUUUGUAGUGGCAUCAGUUCGUUGCUCUUUGUGGUUUUUAUUGCCUAUGCUAACAUUACCAAGAGCAUUUGAAAUAGAGAGGAGAUUUCGAAGUGCAGAAACAAUGAGGUAUGUGCCUCGGCAAACAGCUAGAUUAAACUUCUAUUUUGGUAUGUUAUAUGUUAUUUCUUGUCUCUUUGGCAGUAAACUUCCAUUUCUUCUACGAUAGAAUACAGAAUUUUAAUAACUUUAUAAAAUAUAUAUAUGUUGCAGCCAACUGGUUUAACAUCUGUUCAAUUGGACGGCUAGCCAUUUAAUUGAAUGGUGUCAUUUAAAUCAUUAUUACAUUUGGACCGUUCAACAAGAAAGCUGAUUUAAAAGCCGCCAAAACAAUUAUUUAGUUUUAAUAUAUCUUAAAGAAAAAUAACUUAAUGUUGUUAAAUCUUAAAGUUCUGGUUACAAUUUAGAGAAUUGAAAAGUGAAGGAUUUUUUUUUGGACUAAUGGUAAAUGGUCAUUUCACAUGACCUACAAGACCCAAAUUACUUUUUGUUUAUUAUUUUAUGUUGUUAUUAACUAUUGUAGCACCAAGUUUCGAAAUUGUAAUAAACAUAGUAAAACAAUCGUAGUCAAAUA
Molecule: messenger RNA, 2324 nt
Organism: Diatraea saccharalis (sugarcane borer)
Lineage: Eukaryota; Metazoa; Arthropoda; Insecta; Lepidoptera; Crambidae
Source: the annotation of a GenBank genome assembly